Molecule: messenger RNA, 480 nt
Organism: Venustampulla echinocandica
Lineage: Eukaryota; Fungi; Ascomycota; Leotiomycetes; Helotiales; Pleuroascaceae
Exons: 5
Coding region: 1-480 (159 amino acids)
Biological process (GO): translation
Cellular component (GO): ribosome; cytosolic large ribosomal subunit
Molecular function (GO): structural constituent of ribosome
Source: RefSeq, a predicted model, not a curated record
AUGGCAUACCACUCGAGCCAAGUGUCUGCGGACUUGAUCUGGGAGAUUACCCGAAACCAGAAUGCUUUCCUCGUGCACCGCCCACAAGGAGGGAUCCGGUUCUCCCGCGAUCCUCUCAAUUUGACCAAUGUCCACAGCCGCAAGUAUGCUGGAUAUGUCAACGACAAGGCCGUUGGAGUUGUCCCAGCUGAAGGCGAUAAGGGAGGCGUUACUUUGAUCACCAAGAAGGCCAACACCACGCAAAAGCCAGCAAGCCAGGCCAACAAGAUCACAAUCGGCGCAAACAAGUCAACCAGAAAGACCUACAAGACCGUUGCCAGCAAGGUCGCCAAGUCAGGAUACCGCGCUGAUCUACGCGCCGAGGCCGUCUCCCGCGCAUCCGCCAUCCGGAAAUCUCAGACCCCCAAGAAGGACCUCCCAGAGAAGAAGGCCCGAGGCGCAAAGGCGAGAAAGGCGGAGGAGGCUGCGAAGGAGGAAUAA